GAACUAUAUUUGUGAUGAACGACUGAUUACGUGACUAAACUAGAUCAGAUUAUAUCCAAAAUGAAAACCGUUUGGUUAAUACUAAUUGUGGUGAUCGAACUCAUAUGUGCUGUGUACGGUUACAAAAUAUUAGUGGUAUCCCCGUCAACUUCUUUUAGUCACUUCAGACUGUGCAGUACUCUUGCUAAAGGUCUGGCAGAAGCUGGUCAUGACGUGACGAUGGUGGGUAAAUUCGAUGACAAAGUACUGCCGAAAAAUGGGAAAUACAGGAAUGUUCAUCUGAAGCACAUGGUGGAUGGAAGAGAUGAGGAGAAUCCGAACUUUUUCGAAAUGACAAAGCUCAAUACAUUCUCAGAAAUAUAUUUCGUGAGCUCCCUCGGCAACCUGAGGACCAAAGCUACACUUGAAGAUCCGUCAUUCAAAGAACUACUCAGAUCCAACAACACUUUUGACGUCAUCAUCCUAGAACAAUUCGUCAACGAUGGCUUGAAAGCAAUAGCAUGCCACUACAAUGCUCCUCUGAUAAUGUUCAGUCCAAUUGCAGCUAAUUUUUGGGUCAAUUCCAUAUCUGGUAAUCCGGGUCCACCUUCCUACAUACCGGAUCUUUUCGAGGAAUAUGGACCAUACAUGACGUUCUGGCAACGGACGAAAAACUCGUUACUACUACUGUUUCAUAUAUUGAACAAAUAUUUCAUAAUAUAUCCGAAACAAAAUGAGAUGGUGAAGCAAUAUUUUCCCGAGUGUCCUGACGUUGAGACUUUAUCACGCAAUGUAUCAUUAUUCUUGCUGAAUUCUCACCAGAGCUUCAGUCAGCCAGUGCCUCUGGUACCAAAUAUGAUCGAUAUAGGCGGCUUCCACGUACCUCGUCCUAGAAAAUUGCCAGACGAUCUUCUAAACAUCAUGGACAAUGCCAAGGAAGGAGUUAUAUACUUCAGCAUGGGCUCGAAUAUAAAGCCUUCAGAAAUGGAACCCCGUUAUAAACAGGCAUUAGUUAAUGCCUUGGGAAAAUUGAAGGAAACGGUACUCUGGAAAUAUGACGAAGAUUUAGCUGAGAAAAGCUCGAACAUUAUUAUAAGGAAAUGGCUCCCUCAAAUGGACAUUUUGGCACAUCCAAACUUGAAAUUAUUUAUCACACAUGGAGGACUACUCAGUACAACAGAAACACUCCACUAUGGAGUACCGAUAUUGGCAUUACCAGUUUUUGGAGAUCAGCGGCUCAAUGCAGCAAAGGCAGUAGCCGCUGGGUACGGACUGUCUCUGAAUUUUUUGGACCUUACAGAAGAUAAAUUCAGUUCGACACUGAAUGAGCUGCUGAGAAAUCCAAAGUACCGCGAAAAUGCCAGAAGAAUAUCCAGGCUGAUGCAUGACAGACCUAUAAAACCCCUGGAUCUCGCUGUAUACUGGACUGAAUUCAUCGUGAGACAUGAUGGUGCACCUCAUUUAAGGGUGGCUGCAGUCGACAUGCCAUGGUACAAAUAUGCAUCGAUCGAUGUCAUGGUCACCCUGCUAUCCAUUUGUUUGGGUACAUUGACGUUACUGUAUCUGCUUGUUAGGAAAGUUUGUUGCCGAACUUCCAAUGUGAAAAUAAAGAAAAAUUGAACAGUUAUGUAUUUAUCAUUUACUUAUUCAUUACGAAAUACCUAUACCUACCUCUCAUAUUUCGCGUGUAUUUUGCAAUCUUGUGCUCGAACGGAUUUUACACAGAACCAUGGUGAAUCUAGCAUACCUACAGGUUACAUAUAUGUAUUUUGAGGAAGGAUCCCAGCAACGCUCAUCGUUAGACAGUUGGUCACAUGAUAUAUUUCAAUUUUUAUUUUGUUCAGAGUUCAGAUAUUCCGGCGGAGACUGGCGGAAUGUAUGAUAGCCGACUCAGUAUCUUUUGCUAUGUUGCCCUUUACAUGCUCAAUGUUUAUCAAUAGGAUCAUAGCAACGUUAGGGAAUUCAUGAUGUCACGAUCAGAUUGUCGUUCAUCACUACUCAACAAUAAGUGCAGCAUUUCCAAUGAUUCCAAUAAACC
Messenger RNA from Phaedon cochleariae (mustard beetle), 2017 nucleotides. Lineage: Eukaryota; Metazoa; Arthropoda; Insecta; Coleoptera; Chrysomelidae. The record is from the annotation of a GenBank genome assembly.